AUGUUUCACAGUUCUACCAUGCCUCGUCCGAGGAAACGGCCGAGGCCAGAGGAAGCAAGCAUCUCCAGGCAUGACGAGGCAAAGUUUUUGGAUGUCAGAAUAUUCCUGGUGGAGAGGAAAAUGGGAAGCAGCAGGAGAACAUUUCUGACCCAGCUGGCCAGGUCAAAGGGCUUCAUUGUGGAGGACAUCCUCAGUGAUGCGGUCACUCAUGUGGUGUCAGAGGAUAGUCAAGCAUCAAGCCUCUGGAUGUGGCUAAAGGGUUGUGCACUGAGAAAUCUGUCCAUGAUGCAUGUGUUGGACAUCUGCUGGUUCACUGACAGCAUGAGAGAAGGCAGACCCGUUACCGUGGAGACCAGACACCUCAUUCAGGAAGCUUUGCCAGAAGUUGCUACACCUACACCUGUGGCCACAGUUUCUCAGUAUGCCUGCCAGAGAAGGACAACCAUAGAAAACAACAACAGGAUUUUUACAGAUGCAUUCGAAGUGCUAGCAGAGAGCUAUGAAUUCAACGAGAUUGAUGGUCCAUGCCUGGCCUUCAGAAGAGCUGCGUCUGUCCUGAAGAGUCUGCCUUGGGCGGUGCAUUGUCUCAGGGCAACACAGGACCUGCCCUGCCUGGGUGAACACACCAAUGCUGUCAUAGAGGAGAUCCUUCAAUGUGGCCGCUCAUUUGAAGUCGAGAAAAUCCUCGCAGAUGAAAGGUAUCAAACACUCAAGCUGUUCACAAGUGUGUUUGGGGUUGGACCUAAGACAGCCGAGAAGUGGUACCGCAGAGGGAUGCGCUCAUUCAGCGACAUUCUGGCAGAGCCCAGCAUUCAUCUAAACCGGAUGCAACAAAGUGGUUUUCUGCAUUAUAGAGACAUCUCCAGGGCUGUCAGUAAAGCGGAAGCCUGGGCCCUGGGGAACAUUAUUGACGAAGCUGUCCGUGCGAUCACACCGGAUGCCAUACUAGCACUGACAGGUGGCUUUCGCAGGGGAAAGGAGUUUGGCCAUGAUGUAGACUUUAUAGUGUCCACACCAGAGGUGGGGAGGGAGGAUAGUCUACUCAUCAACAUCAUUGAGAUACUGGAAAACCAAGGCAUUCUUCUCUUCUGCGAACACCAGACCUCCACCUUUGAUAUGUCAAAGCUUCCCAGCCACAGGUUUGAGGCCAUGGACCACUAUGCAAAAUGCUUCCUGAUUGUGCGGUUGAAGGGCAGCCUAGUGGAGGGAGGUCUUCAAAUGGGUGAGGAGGACAAACGGGACUGGAGAGCUGUACGCGUGGACUUGGUGUCACCACCUAUGGAUCGUUACGCUUUUACUCUUCUUGGCUGGACUGGCUCCAGGCAGUUUGAAAGAGACUUAAGGAGGUUUGCUCGAUCGGAGCGGCGGAUGCUGCUGGACAACCAUGCCUUGUAUGACAAAACCAAGAAGGAGUUCCUGGCAGCGAAGACUGAAAAGGACAUCUUUGCCCAUCUGGGUCUCGAGUACAUCGAGCCUUGGCAGAGAAAUGCGUAGGCCUGCGCUCCUCCCCGGAUGGAUGAUACCCUGCAUGUACAUCAGCGAUUAUCCCAUCUGCUUGCUGCUUUGAGGCUCUGCCGUGAUUCACUUUCAAACAGCUUUUGAUUUCCAAAAUUUUGUGUUGUUGUUGCCAAUAUUGUUGCUGUUGUCGUCUGGAUUACAAUGAUAUGCGAUUCAUCAUUCAUCUCAUUCAGCAUUGUCUGCCAGCAUAUAAACAUCCUCACAUACCAUUUGUAGCCUGCCUGCAUCUAAGUGUUGCAAUCACAGGCUGGACAAAAAAGACAAAUCAGUUGACAUACGGUAGGUACUGCCUGGAGUGCCUUCGACAUGCAGGAGAGAAAAAAGAAACACAGCAGUAAGACAGAAAGGGAGGAGGUGACCACUGAGAGAAAAGGAGGGUGAGGGAGAAAACAGGAAACGAUGAGAGAAAGCGAGGGGGAAGGGGGCUUUUUGUUGAGGAAAAUGUUUUAAUCACCCUCCUCCUGGCAGGAAAGUGCUCAAUGUGAAGCUGAGCCAGGUCUCUGAGGAAGGGAGAGGCGGGUAAUGAGCAUCGGAUAGAGGAGCGUCUGCAUCGCCAUUUAGCCUCCAUUUAGGUCUACAUCCAAUAGAGAUCACUUAACUGGCAUUCAACAAUCCAGACACACCAUAGUCUCUGCUCAUCGUUCCACAGCGAAUCCCCCUCCCCAGAUAGUCUCCUGAAAUUGGAGGUAAUCAGCUGCACUGGGAAAUUGUGACGAAUUCAGAUGGAAGGUAAAUGAGUCCACUAACCACAUGGAUGGAUCUUGGCAUUCAAAGCAACUUCAGCUCUAGUGCAUCAGUUAUCUUACUGCUUUGACUUUGCUAAUGUUUAAUGCAUGACGGUUGCUUAUCAUGACGUGUGUCCUUAAUUUCAGGACAGUAAUCCACUAUUAAGGCAACGUUGUUGAUCCCUUUGGGCAACACAAGUAAGGCUGAGUUGCUCAUCCAGCGAUGACAAGAUCUGCCCUGCUGUCAUCACCCCAACCUACUUUCCCAUGAUGCUCAGCCCUCACUUUAUCCCAUGGUACCUCAACAACAGCAGAGACAGAUGAGAGUAAAGCAUUUUAGUGAAUCACCCUAUUUAAAGAUCUUUAACUAGAACAGUCCAGCACUUUGAGGACUUGACCCAGGCCUUUUACUCCCACCCUCCCCCCUUUUUGGCAUGUCUUUCUUUCACUCCCGCCGUGCUGUUCUUUCUCUUAUGCCGACACAAAACAAAACUUUAAAGCUUCUGAGCUGUAAUAUUUACACCGGGUGGAGUGAGCUCCUGCACCCCAAUCUCCUGGGUUAUCUCAAGUUUUCACUUUAAAUAAGAGAAACAGUCUUUUUUUUAUCAUUAUUAUUCUCCAGUGAGAUCUCUCCAAAGUGAAAUAAAAU
Melanotaenia boesemani (Boeseman's rainbowfish) is the source of this 2892-nucleotide messenger RNA. It is a transcript of the gene dntt, whose product is annotated as deoxynucleotidyltransferase, terminal. Gene Ontology annotation, cellular component: nucleus. The record is from RefSeq and is a predicted model, not a curated record. Lineage: Eukaryota; Metazoa; Chordata; Actinopteri; Atheriniformes; Melanotaeniidae. The coding region runs from base 1 to 1494 and encodes 497 amino acids. Gene Ontology annotation, molecular function: DNA nucleotidylexotransferase activity; DNA binding; DNA-directed DNA polymerase activity. Gene Ontology annotation, biological process: double-strand break repair via nonhomologous end joining. The transcript is spliced from 11 exons.